Argentina anserina (silverweed cinquefoil) is the source of this 1862-nucleotide messenger RNA. RefSeq lists its product as uncharacterized. Lineage: Eukaryota; Viridiplantae; Streptophyta; Magnoliopsida; Rosales; Rosaceae. The record is from RefSeq and is a predicted model, not a curated record. The transcript has 9 exons. The coding region runs from base 84 to 1397 and encodes 437 amino acids.
GAACAACAAUAAUAAACCCUCUCUCUCUCUAUAGUUCUCAUCACUACGUCUUUCACUGUUGUGCUCCGAUCGGUUUCCGGCAAAUGGGAGCUUGCGCUUCACGGCCCAAGGGGUGGGCUAUGAGAUUCCAGAAGAAGAAGAAGCACGGCCGCCAAAGACGAAUCAUCCGGAGGCGCGUCUCGUCCUCCAACCGAUCCACCAACCCCCAACUCCAAGGGAGUAUGGAUGGGGCUUGGUUUGAUUGCACUUCAGUCAUGGAUUCCGAGCGCGGCGACGACGAGUUCUACAGUGUUUAUGAUGAUGUUGUGUCUUUGAAUGGGUCGGAGAGUGCGAUACAGAGAGGGAGGGAAAGUGGUGUUGGGGAGGAGAGUGACAGAAUGCAAGGGUUGGGAGUUGUGCAGAAUCAUUGCCUGCCGUGUCUUCCUUCCACUAGCCCUUCGGCUGUUGACAACAAGUUGAGUUUUCGCAAGAGAUUGGGGCCGUCUAGGCUUUCGUUUAAGUGGAGGGAAGGCCACGCUGCUGCUGCUGCUCCGGCUGAUCCCACAUUAGUUUCACCGAGGGCGGUUGUUAGAAGACCUAUAGCAGGUUCGACGAUUCCAUACUGCCCAAUGGGAAAGAGAAUGGCUGAUUGUUGGUCACCUCUUGAGCCCAACUCGUUCAAAGUCCGGGGAAAGAAUUAUCUUAGGGACAAAAAGAAAGAGUUAGCUUCUGAUUGUGCUGCGUAUUAUCCUUUUGGAGUGGAUAUUUUCUUAUCUCAGAGAAAGAUUGAUCAUAUUGCUCGCUUUGUGGAACUUCCUGUCGUAAAUGUAGAUGGAGAUGUUCCUUCUAUUCUUGUUGUAAAUGUUCAGAUACCUCUGUAUCCUAUUUCUAUGUUUCAAAGCGAACAUGAUGGAGAAGGAAUGAAUUUGGUCAUGUAUUUUAAGCUUUCUGAGAGUUACUCAAAAGACCUUCCAUCUCAUUUCCGCGAUAGUCUAACUAAAUUCAUCAACGAUGAGGUGGAGAGAGUUCGAGGAUUCCCUGUCGACACAAUUGCACCCUUCAGGGAAAGAUUGAAAAUAUUGGGUCGAAUAGUGAAUAUUGAUGAACUCAGCAAACUGAAUUUAAACACAGCUGAGAGGAAGCUAAUGACUGCAUGCAAUGAAAAACCUGUUCUUUCACGCCCUCAACAUGAAUUUUACUUGGGAGAAAACUACUUCGAGAUUGAUUUGGAUUUGCAUCGAUUCGGCUAUGUAUCUAGAAAGGGUAUUGAAUCAUUUCAUGAGAGAAUGACGCUAUCAAUACUGGAUUUUGGUCUGACAAUUCAGGGGAACAAGGCAGAAGAAUUGCCCGAGCAUAUUUUAUGCUGUGUACGGCUUGAUGAACUUGACUACAAUAAUCGAUACCAUUUGGGAACUUGAGUAAAAUAUCCUCUGCAAUCCCUAAAAGUGCUUCAAUACUCAGGAGUCAGGAUCAAGGCAGAAGUGUUGCUAGAGCAUGUUUUAUGCUGUGUACAGUGGAUGAACCCGCUUACAAUAAUCUUUACCAUAUGGGAGCUAGAGUCAAGAACACUAAUCCCAAGACAUGUCUGAAUACUCGACGUUUUCAGAUAAGAUAGGCUACAAACAAGUUAACUUCCACAUUACCAUAUGUUCUUCACCCUUUGAAAUCUGCAGUCGGACCUUUUUAACAUGUCUAAUUUGCUUGUAUAUACAUUACAAUGUAUAUGUUAGGGAAGAAAAUAGAUCAAGACGAGAAAUAAUCUAUGUGCUGCUUUCUUUUUCAAGGUUUCAACUGAGGAUUAUGUAGGCUUUCCAUCUAAUUCUGUAUGUAGAUUGCACUGGUUAAACUUCCCCAGAAUGGAUGUAAACCGUAUUAAGCUUCAU